AUGGAUUUAGAGGUAUUGAAGCAGGAGGCUGCAGACUUGGGGUUGACUGAUCCCCGUGAUAUUGCUAAGUAUGUGCAGGACCAGCAUCGAGACCUGCGGGCGGAGCGCAGAGAGCGGGAAGAUCGCGAACGCGAGUUUGCGGCCGCCGAAGCGAUACGGGAGCACGAAAUUCGGAUGGCGGAGCUAAAUUUUAAGCAUAAGAUAGAAGUCCUUAAAGCUACGCCGCCCACGCCCGUGGCUCCUCCCAAAACGAAGUUGCCGAUGUUUCCUGACGACGCAGACCAGGUCGAAGCUUAUUUCCUCGUAUUCGAAAGGGUCGCAGCCGAUCACGGGUGGGACGAGAAGACGAUGUUUCUGCAGCUCGUCACCCGCCUCCAGGGCCACAGCCUGGAUGUUUAUCACCGCACCGAAAUCGAAGGUAAUUUGACGUACAGCGAAUUAAAGGAAGCUCUGCUGAGUGCUUACGCUAUAAGCCUCGAGCAGGCCCGUUGCAGGUUCCAGGAAGCUCACCUUGACGAGCAGGAGACCUGCAAGCUUUUCAUCAUUCGUCUCUCUCAUCUCUUCAAGACUUGGCAUCGAAGGAGUAAUUUACCUGACACCAAGGAAGGUAUCCUGGAGCUCAUUCUGGUUACGCAACUACUCGCUUCGCUGCCCAAGGGAUUGCGAGCUCAGCUGAGAAUGAACAAAGUUACUAGCCUGGCGGAGACCGCGGACAUAGCGGAUGGCUGGUUCUCUGCUUAUGGCUACAACUAUAGGGUGAAGAAAGAGGGCGAACGAAAGCAAGAGUCAAAGAAACCUGCUCUGAGAAGCGUCGGUGAUCGCAGGGAGUCAAAAUCUCCUGAAACUGCAAAAGCACAGCCGGGAGAACACAGGCACCAGCCUUUCAAUAUGCCACGGAAAGGGGGUGAAAAGAAGCCGUUCUACCAGUCCGGUCACUUGGCUACCGUGAACAGUGUCCCGGAAAAGGAGGAGCCCCAGGUACAUCUGUCUGGCCUGGCACUUGGCCACCAUGUACUCUGUGCAUGCUCUCCUCUUCCCUUGCCUUCAGCAGCCAGCAAGAGAUUGUCUACUGCAGAGGGCCUAGUCCAGGGUCGCAGAGCAAUUAUCAUGCGAGACUCUGGCUCUACAGGAUGUGUAGUUAAAAAAAGGUAUGUAAAAAGAAAGGAUUAUACUGGCAAAACCGUUCGUGUUACAAUGAUUGAUGGUUCACAAAUAGUUGUCCGUGAGGCAAAGGUUUUCUGCCAGUCCCCUUAUUUUACAGGCACUGUGACUGCUGCUGUUAUGGAUAAGCCCGCCUUCGAUUUUGUCCUGGGCAACGUGCCUGGAGCUGGCCUGGUCCCGGCGAAAGAGGUCCAGACGCAGACCCAGGUGGAAGGAGGCAAGGACGCGAUGACACAAACUGCAGAGGAGAGUGAACCUGCUGCACAAGAUGUCCCCCUUAUGUCAGAAUCCCCUGGUGUUCGCGAUGGACCAACCAUAUCUGCAGACAUUAUGGAUCAGACCAGUGCUGCUGUCACUACGAGAGCUGCUGCACGUCGCUCUGAGAUCAGUACACGACUGGCAAAUCCACAAGGUCUGGAGGCACUACUAAAAGGCGAGGAUAUAGCUGAGCAGCAGAAAAAUGAUGCCACCCUCUCCAAACUACGUGAAUAUGCUGAGCAACGUCAUGUUCGCCUCUACAGGGGAAUAAAGAUGGACUUUAUAUGGCAGAACAACAGACUUUACCGACGAACUACCUUGCCUCAGGGUGAGGUGAAGCUGCAGUUCGUUGUUCCAGCUGGAUGUCGCCAACAAGUCUUCAAGUUGGGGCACCACUCGCUCCUCGGAGGUCACAUGGGGGCAGCCAAAACUCUCGCCCGAAUACAAGCCACCAUGUUCUGGCCUGGAAUGGGAGCUGAAAUCUUAAGACUCGGCCAUUCCUGUGACAUAUGUCAGAAGACAACGGACAAGGGACGCAAUACUGCAGCACCUCUACAGCCACUUCCUGUGAUUUCGGAACCGUUCUCUCGCGUGGCUGUCGAUAUUGUGGGUCCCAUCACACCUUGUGCUGACGAUAAAUCGAAAUACAUCCUUACAGUCGUUGAUUUUGCAACAAGAUGGCCAGAAGCUGUUGCCUUGAAGAACAUAGAAGCUGCCACGGUUGCAGAAGCUCUUUUUGAUAUGUUCUGCAGAAUCGGCAUACCCAAGGAAGUACUGAGCGACAGAGGUACACAGUUUACAUCAGGCAUGAUGGAAGAGACCUGGAAGCUCCUUUCAGUAAAGGGCAUGAGAACUACACCAUACCACCCACAAGGAAAUGGUCUUUGUGAGCGAUUUAAUGGCACACUAAAGAAGAUGCUAAAACGUAUGGCAGCAGACCAGCCGCGGGAAUGGCCUCGUCUCUUGGCACCGCUGCUGUUUGCCUACAGAGAAGCCCCGCAAAGUUCCUUAAGAUUCUCCCCAUUUGAGUUGGUGUACGGUAGACCAGUAAGAGGCCCUUUGCAAGUUCUGAGGGAGCUGUGGGACAACACUGAGGAUGACCCAGUAAUCACCACCUCUUAUCAGUAUGUUCUGGAUCUGAGUGAACGCUUGCAUUCUACGUGCGAACUCGCAAAAGAGGAGCUUUUGAAAAGCCAGGUCACUCAGAAGUCUUAUUAUAACAAGAAAGCCAAGUUUCGUACUCUUGAUGAAGGAGAUCAGUGCUUGAUAUUGCUACCUACGAGCACAAACAAGCUCUUAGCACAGUGGAGUGGACUAUUCUCAAACGAGUUUCAGACGUUAAUUACAUCGUAG
Penaeus chinensis is the source of this 2772-nucleotide messenger RNA. RefSeq lists its product as uncharacterized. The transcript has a single exon. The record is from RefSeq and is a predicted model, not a curated record. NCBI's taxonomy places the organism in Eukaryota, Metazoa, Arthropoda, Malacostraca, Decapoda, Penaeidae. Gene Ontology annotation, biological process: DNA integration. Gene Ontology annotation, molecular function: nucleic acid binding. The coding region runs from base 1 to 2772 and encodes 923 amino acids.